Messenger RNA from Lobosporangium transversale, 1482 nucleotides. RefSeq names its product armadillo-type protein. The record is from RefSeq and is a predicted model, not a curated record. Gene Ontology annotation, biological process: post-transcriptional regulation of gene expression. The coding region runs from base 1 to 1482 and encodes 493 amino acids. Gene Ontology annotation, cellular component: cytoplasm. NCBI's taxonomy places the organism in Eukaryota, Fungi, Mortierellomycota, Mortierellomycetes, Mortierellales, Mortierellaceae. The transcript is spliced from 3 exons. Gene Ontology annotation, molecular function: mRNA binding.
AUGCAUAACACCAAAGGAAAUACUAAGCGCCCCGUUGUCGACGCUGAUGCCAAUCGUUUUGCUGGUGCUGUGCUUGAAGGUUUUAUUGGACAGAUUUACUCGCUCUGCAAAGACCAGCAUGGAUGCCGCUAUCUGCAGAAAAAGCUCGAGGAACAGAAUGAAGCUCACUUGGCCAUUAUUUUCAACGAAGUUUUUGGUCACUUUGUUGAGCUUAUGACAGACCCAUUUGGAAACUAUCUUUGCCAGAAGCUUCUUGAAUACUGUGGUGAUGAACAGCGGACUGCCAUUGUUGAAACUGUUGCUCCCGAUCUUGUCAACAUUUCCUUGAAUAUGCAUGGCACCAGGGCUGUCCAAAAAAUGAUUGAGUUUUUGUCGACUCCCCAGCAGAUUGCUAUCGUGGUUGUGGCUCUCAAUCCAAGCGUUGUGACAUUGAUCAAGGACUUGAAUGGAAAUCAUGUUAUCCAAAAAUGUCUCAACCGCUUGGCAUCAGAGGAUAAUCAGUUCAUCUAUAACGCCAUUAGCGCACAUUGCAUUGAGGUGGCAACCCAUCGUCAUGGAUGCUGCGUCUUGCAGCGAUGUAUUGAUCAUGCUUCCGCUUCACAAAAGAUUCAGCUUGUGCGUGAGAUCACGUUUAAUGCUCUUGCUUUGGUUCAGGAUCCAUUCGGCAACUAUGUAGUUCAAUACGUGUUAGAUCUGGCUGAUAACCGCUUUACAGAUGCACUCAUUCGCCGAUUCAUCGGCAAUGUUUGUGUCCUGUCCGUUCAAAAGUUUAGCUCCAAUGUCAUUGAAAAGUGUAUUCGCGUGGCUGAGCCGGAGACCCGCAAGUUCUUGAUCGAGGAAAUGAUUAAUAAGGCGCGUUUAGAUAAACUCCUCCGCGAUUCGUAUGCCAACUAUGUGGUCCAGACCGCUUUGGAAUUUGCUGAUCCUAUGCAACGUGCGCAGUUGGUCGAAUGUAUUCGACCUUUACUCCCAGCCAUCCGCAAUACUCCUUAUGGCAAGCGCAUCCAGAGUAAGCUCCACCGUGAGCAGAUGUCUGUAAACCAGAUAGCCCAUCUGGGUAUGAACGGUAUGGGUGUCAUGGGUCCCAUGAAUGGCAUGAAUGGUCUUGGAGGGAUGGGUAAUAUGGGCAACUUGAACGGCAUGAACAUGGCUAAUAUGAAUGGCAUGAAUGGUAUGCCCAAUGGUAUGGCGAUGAAUAUGGCGAAUAUGGCGAAUAUGACCAACAAUAUGAACGGAUUGGGUCAUAUGAAUGUCAUGCCUAUGCCCAACAUGGGCAGUAUGAGCAAUGUCGGAGGGAUUUCAGGCGCUAUGACUAACGGUAACAUGAACGGCAUGAACAGUGGAAACAACAUGAACGGCAUGAACAACAUCCCCAACAACGUUAAUGGCAACAUAAUGGGUUUUGGUUUCUCUGGUAUGCAGUUCGGCAACAUGGGUAUGAUCGGCAUGAACGACUACAACCCUUACAACGGCUACAUGUAA